This is a messenger RNA of Bombus huntii, 1161 nucleotides long. It is a transcript of the gene CSN8, whose product is annotated as COP9 signalosome complex subunit 8. NCBI's taxonomy places the organism in Eukaryota, Metazoa, Arthropoda, Insecta, Hymenoptera, Apidae. Bases 125 to 688 code for a protein of 187 amino acids. Gene Ontology annotation, cellular component: COP9 signalosome. The transcript is spliced from 4 exons. Gene Ontology annotation, biological process: protein deneddylation; COP9 signalosome assembly. The record is from RefSeq and is a predicted model, not a curated record.
CUGUAUUUAAUCUUCGGAUGUUUAGAUUUCUUGUUUGACGUUGAUUAUUUCAAUGUUGCCGCGUACUUUUAACACAAUUGUUUCAGUAUCGUUUUUUUCUCUGUGGAAAUAACGAAAUUUCACCAUGGUGCUAAGUGAAGUAGAUAAAUUUCUCCAAGAAUUAGAGAAAGCUGAGUUGGAGGCGCCUGGUGGAGUUGCAUCACCACAAACUUAUGCUCAAUUAUUAGCCGUAUAUCUUUAUCAAAAUGAUCUAUGCAACGCCAAAUACUUAUGGAAGCGGAUACCAGCGGACUUGAAAAGCGGAAACAGAGAACUUGGCCAGAUAUGGGUGGUAGGACAACGUAUGUGGCAGAGAGAUUGGCCUGCAGUACACGUGGCCCUUAAUGCAGAGUGGAGUGAGGAUGUUUCUGACAUUAUGGCUGCUUUAAAAGAUAAUGUUCGAGAAAGAGCAAUUAUCUUAAUAUCCAGGGCUUAUUCGUCAUUGGGUUUAACCGUGUUCGCAUCAAUGACGGGCUUAACGUUGGAGGAAGCGCGUCGGGUUGCUAUCGAAAGAGGUUGGGUCGUAGAUGGGACGAUGGUGCAGCCUUGCAAGAUCCAGAAAGAAGAGAGUAACCUCGCCCAUGAGGUGUGUCUGACCGAGGAUCAGCUGUACAAACUCACUCAAUUCGUGUCUUUCUUGGAAAACUAAACAGGUAGCAGCGAUGCUCACACAACAUGAAGACACGAACAUCGACAGUACUUUAAACUUAGUUUUACCUCGUAAUCGUAUUAUAUAAAGGAGGAAGUGCUUCAAAGGAGGCACCUGUGUCCUUUCCCUAAGUAUAUACCUCGGUCUACCUACGCGUUCUAUUCAAUCGGAAGACUCAUUCAAUGAAGCUCGUUGUAAGCAUGGAGUCAACAACUCGAUUAAUCAAUAACUGGCUGCUGUGUGCGAGGAAACUGGCAUUUUCUAGAAGAAGCACUUUUUACAAGAGAGAAGAUCCACGGACCGCGUCACGGGUUUUAGCUUAAUAUACAUAUAUACGUUCUGAUUAACCAGUGUUCAUUUAGAAUUAAAACACCUGGGAUGAAUUAUUCUGUUGUAUAAAAUAAUAAUCACAGAUGUGAUCAACUAUGUUCUGAUACAACGUCCGAUGUGUAAAAUGUUGCUUGCCUCUGCCA